Messenger RNA from Silurus meridionalis, 3966 nucleotides. It is a transcript of the gene daam2, whose product is annotated as dishevelled associated activator of morphogenesis 2. The record is from RefSeq and is a predicted model, not a curated record. Gene Ontology annotation, biological process: regulation of non-canonical Wnt signaling pathway; actin cytoskeleton organization; positive regulation of canonical Wnt signaling pathway. Lineage: Eukaryota; Metazoa; Chordata; Actinopteri; Siluriformes; Siluridae. Gene Ontology annotation, molecular function: small GTPase binding; actin binding.
GGUGGGCGUGUACAGCUGAAUCUCUGGGUUUCUUCUGCAGCUGAUCCUGAGAGCACUCACAAACACACUCACACAGCGCUCAGGCGCAGAGAAACAGGACACAAUACACACAUUCUGUAUACACACACACACUCACGGUGUGAGCUGAAACGGGCACAGGGCGCUCGAUCUGCUGCUGGGUUGCGUUCUUUUGCUGUGACAUCGCAAAUCGGAUGGAUUACGAUUGAGCAUUGCGGAUCUUCUCCGAGAUGAAGCUGGAUGACCAUGCAGUCUAGAUAGCAGAUUCUGCUUGUUUGGCUCAUCCAGCACGGAGAGGAUGCCUCCCCGGAAGCGCACACGGCCCGGCCUGGGCCUUCUGUGUUGCUUCGGCAGCAGCGAACCCCCUGAGAUCAACCUGAAGGACAGUGUUCCCCUGCAGCUGCUCGAAUUCAGUGCCCCUAUGCCCCCAGAGGAGGAACUGAAUGCCCGCUUUUCUGAACUGGUGGAUGAACUGGAUCUCACUGACAAGAACAGAGAAGCCAUGUUUGCCCUGCCUGCUGAGAAGAAAUGGCAGAUCUACUGCAGCAAGAAGAAGGAGCAAGAGGAUCCCAACAAGCUCGCUACCAGCUGGCCCGACUACUACAUAGAUCGCAUCAACUCCAUGGCUGCUAUGCAGACUCUUUUUGCGUUUGACGAGGAGGAGAUGGCGAUGAGGAAUAAAGUGGUCGAGGAUCUGAAAACAGCGCUUCGCACUCAGCCCAUGAGGUUUGUGACUCGCUUCAUCGAACUGGACGGCCUCACGUGUCUGCUAAACUUCUUGAAGAGCAUGGACUACGAGACGUCAGAGAGCCGCAUUCACACUUCCAUUAUCGGCUGCAUCAAAGCACUGAUGAACAACUCGCAGGGCCGAGCGCACGUCCUGGCCCACCCUCAGAGCAUCAACACCAUCUCACAGAGUCUGCGCCAGGACAACAUCAAGACCAAGGUGGCUGUACUGGAGAUCCUAGGUGCUCUCUGUCUGGUACCUGAUGGCCAUAAGAAAGUGCUGCAGGCUAUGGCGCACUAUCAGAAGUACGCCGCUGAGAGGGCACGCUUCCAGACUCUUCUGCAUGAGCUGGACAGGAGCACAGGCCGCUACAGAGACGAGGUCAACCUGAAGACUGCCAUCAUGUCCUUCAUCAACGCUGUUCUAAAUGCAGGACCUGGAGAGGACAACCUUGAGUUUCGUCUUCACCUAAGGUACGAGUUCUUAAUGUUGGGGAUCCAGCCAGUCAUUGAAAAGCUUAGAGGUCAUGAGAACGCCACUCUCGACAGACAUUUGGACUUUUUCGAGAUGGUGCGGAAUGAAGAUGACUGUGAAUUGGCCAAACGUUUCGACAUGACGCAUGUGGAUACAAAGAGCGCCGGCCAGAUGUUUGAGCUGAUUAAGAAGAAGCUGAGCCACACAGAUGCCUAUCCGCAUCUUCUAUCUAUUCUCCAGCACUGCCUGCAGAUGCCAUAUAAACGCGGAGCGGGCAGCAUACAGCAGUGGCAGCUUCUAGACCGAAUCCUUCAACAGAUUGUUCUGCAGGACGACAAAGGGGAAGACCCAGAUGUUUCUCCUUUGGACAAUUUUAAUGUCAGGAACAUAAUUAGAAUGCUUGUCAAUGAGAACGAGGUGAGACAGUGGCGAGACCAGGCCGAGAAAUUCAGAAAAGAGCAUACAGAACUCAUGGCCCGACUUGAGAGGAAGGAGCGAGAGUGUGAGAUCAAAACGCAAGAGAAAGAAGACAUGAUGAAGACUCUAAACAAAAUGAAAGACAAGCUGCAGAGAGAAGGAGUCGAGCUGCGCUCUGCCAGGGAGCAAGUUUUAGACUUGUCUUCUCGAAUUAACGAUAUUUCCCAUGGAAGUAUGGCAUUUCCUCCACCUCCUCCUCCACCUGGAGGUCCAAUGCCUCCUCCUCCUCCACCAAUAAUGACUGGUUUCCCUCCGCCUCCUCCACCACUUCCCUUCUGCCCAGCCCCUCCUCCACCACCUCCUCCUCCAGGGGCUCCACCUCCUCCUCCAGGAGCUCCGCCCAUCUUCUCUGGUGCUCCACUCCCACCGGCACCCGCUUCUUUUAGCAGCAGCACAAGUCUGCGCAACAAGAGCAUCCCCCAGCCAUCACACCCACUUAAGUCUUUUAACUGGGCCAAACUGGGCGAGAACAAAAUCACUGGCACCAUUUGGCAUGACAUCGAUGACCUGCGGGCUUUUAAAGUCCUUGAUCUGAAAGAUAUCGAGAAGAUGUUUUCGGCUUAUCAGAGGCAACAAGAGCUGCUCACUAACCAAUCCUUCAAACAGAAGGAGACUGGUUCCAUGGAUGACUUGUAUCUAAGUACAAGGAAAGUGAAGGAGCUGUCAGUCAUCGAUGGGCCGCAGAACUGCGUUAUCUUACUCUCCAAGUUGAAAAUGAGCAACGAGGAGAUUAAGAGAGCCAUUCUGGAAAUGGACGAGAGAGAGGAGCUGGCUAAAGAUAUGCUAGAGCAGCUGUUAAAGUUUAUUCCUGAAAAGAGCGACAUUGACCUUCUGGAGGAACACAAGCAUGAGCUGGAUCGUAUGGCACGUGCUGACCGCUUCCUGUAUGACAUGAGCAGGAUUGAUCAUUACCAGCAGAGGCUCCAGUCGCUGUUCUUCAAAAAGAAGUUUGCAGAGCGACUUGCAGAGACCAAGCCGAAGGUGGAGGCUCUUGUAUGUGCAUCCCGUGAGGUGAUGAGGAGUAAACAUCUGACUCAGAUUUUGGAGGUGGUCCUGGCCUUAGGGAACUUCCUGAAUAAAGGCCAAAGAGGGAAUGCCUAUGGUUUUAAAGUGUCCAGCCUGAACAAGAUUGUGGACACCAAGUCAAGCAUAGACAGAAACAUCACCAUGUUGCACUACCUGAUCAUGAUUUUUGAGAAGAACUAUCCCAACAUCCUCAAUGUCCAGCAGGAUCUGCUAAGCAUACCAGAUGCUGCAAAAGUCAAUCUGGCUGAACUGGAGAAGGACGUCUACAGUAUAAAGAGUGGAUUGAAAGCUCUGGAAGCAGAGCUGCAGUAUCAGCAGAGCCGGCCACGUGACCGAGGGGAUAAGUUCAUCCCCGUGGUCAGCGACUUCAUCACAGUGGCAAGUUUUAGCUUCUCUGAGUUGGAAGAUUUGUUGAACGAGGCAAAGGAGAAGUUCGCCAAGUCUCUGAAGCACUUCGGAGAGGAGCAGGUACACAUGCAGCCGGACGAGUUCUUUGGAAUCUUCGACACCUUCCUGCAGUCGUUCAACGAGGCUCGGCAAGACCUGGAGAACAUGCAGCGUCGCAAAGAAGAGGAAGAGAAGCGAGCGCGCAUGGAAGCCAUGCUGAAAGACCAGAGGGAGCGAGAGAGGAGGGCAAAGAAGAACGCUGGAGGGGGCGUGUCUGAGGAAGUGGGCGAGUUCGAUGACCUGGUGUCAGCCCUUCGCUCGGGAGAAGUGUUUGAUAAAGACCUGUCGAAGCUCAAACGCAACCGCAAACGCUCCGUCAACCAGCUGGUGGACAGCAGCGGUCGUGAAAGACCCAUCACCAAGGUCAACUAUUGAUGGUGACACCUGGAAAACUUUCAUUCACUGACUUGUAUACUGUACGUGAAGGAAAAAAAAAAUCCUAACUGCCAUCUGCCUCCUUAUUCACCCUAACACGUGAUUGCUUGCAUCGUAAAAACGGCAGAUUCAUAGACCUUGUUGGACAGUUCUCUGGGUGUCGAGACAUUUUUACAGCACUGUGCUCAACAAAUAGGCUUGCUCUAAACCUUGUUCUUAUCCCGCAUCAAACACGGUCUUCCUCAUCUCAUAGCCAAUGGUUCAUUUUUCCAAGCUGACUCAAAUAACCUCAAACUGCCAAGAUUCUGAUUCCGCAUUUACCAGAGUUACAGAGGUAAUGACCCUGGUACCAUAACCAAUAGAACCAGGACUUUUUGGGAAAAUUUGGUCAGAAUCUCGAAUAAACAGCUAUCUAUCACUAC